This is a messenger RNA of Lactuca virosa, 629 nucleotides long. The record is from the annotation of a GenBank genome assembly. Lineage: Eukaryota; Viridiplantae; Streptophyta; Magnoliopsida; Asterales; Asteraceae.
AUGGUUGAAACCUUGUUUGAAGAUAUAUUUAGGGUUGAUCAGCUUGACCCUGAUGGCAAGAAAUUUGACAAAGUUAAUCGUAUUGAAGCAAGAAGCGAUCAAUUUGAUAUGUACAUGCAGCUGGAUGUGAAUACAGAUGUUUAUCCUAUGCAUGUUGGUGAGAAAUUUAUGAUGGUUUUAGCAACUACCUUGAACUUGGAUGGAACUCCUGAUAGUGGAUUCUUUUCUCCUGGUGGGCGAAAGUCACUUGCUGACAAGUUUGAAUAUGUGAUGCAUGGAAAAUUGUAUAGGAUCAAUGAAGAAGGCUCAGGAGCUAAUGUUAAAGCGGACAUUUAUGUCUCAUUUGGUGGUUUAUUGAUGUUGUUGAGGGGUGACCCUUCGAUUGCAGCUAAGUUUGAGCUUGAUCAGAGGCUAUUCAUCCUCAUGAGGAAGGUGGACAAGGCUUAGUUGUUCAACAUAUAUAUCAAUCAGGAUGAUGCCAAAGUAAUGAGAAUUAAUAAAAAAAAAUCAGAUGUAAAAUAUGUUGACAGUUUUAACUUCUCAUACAUUGUACGUACCCUUUGGGGGUUACUUUCUGCAAUAUGAAAAACAAUGGUAAUUUCUAAUCUGGAAACGUGAUUUUGGACAAA